AUGAUUGGUUCAGCCAAUUUUGGACUAGCAGCGCUCCGGGAAGCUGAAGCGGAGCGGAAGCACGUUCCGCUCCAGGGUUUCCCAGCUGUAGCUGGUCAGAACUGCACUGCAAGAUAUGGCCAGGGCCUCUUUUUAUUUCACACUGCGCUCCAGCUCCAUUGUCUGGAUGAGCAUAACAGCGAGCUAUGUUCGGGAAAACUGACCUACGGGGCCAGGCUACUAAUACAUGACCCUAAUAGGCAAACCCCACCACCCAAAUUGGAUAACUUCACCCCAAUCAAUCCAAUCAUGGCAAACAAUUCCCCUCCCUCAUCAUCACCACACACCAUUUCUCACCCCUUGCAACCAGGCUCUAUGGAUGACAUUAGCAUAAAUGGAGUUCCCUUUGAUCUAGACUUCAUCUACCAUCCACAUCCCAUACCAUAUAUCUAUUCCAACUAUCUUGAUACUUUAUCUCCUGAUACACCUCAAAAGAUGCCUAUUCAAUCUCGACUAUCAUCCUUCAGUCCUUCCAACACUCCAUCAUCAGCCACUCAGCCCCAACGUACAGGUAAACAACCCUCCAACCCAAGUAUGGUUUUGCCAUGCCCUGAUGGCAGACAGUGA
Melampsora larici-populina 98AG31 is the source of this 606-nucleotide messenger RNA. RefSeq lists its product as uncharacterized. Bases 1 to 606 code for a protein of 201 amino acids. The record is from RefSeq and is a predicted model, not a curated record. The transcript has 3 exons. NCBI's taxonomy places the organism in Eukaryota, Fungi, Basidiomycota, Pucciniomycetes, Pucciniales, Melampsoraceae.